AUGUCGAUCGUGGGCUGGAUCCUGCUUGCCAUCAUCGCCUACUUGGCUCACGCUGCGUACCAGCGCGUCCAGCACUCACGCAAGCGCGCCGAGUUCGUGCGCGAUCGAAGGAGGGCCGCCGGCAUCCCGGACGAUGAUCGCAGACCAUUUGCCGUAGCAAGAGCUGACGCGCUUUCUCGCAAAUCACAGCAACGUAGAGACGAGACUUUGUCGACGCCAAACAAAACGCGAACAUCGGCGAGGCCACACUCGUCAUCCCGAGCAACACUCGAUCACGAGGCAGCGGGCCGGCUGUCAGGCAUUCCGGGAACGCUUCCUGGAUACCUCAAGGACACGCUGGCAUCCAAAGCCCCAUCCGCCUCGCCGAACUAUCAGCGCCCAUCACAACAUUCAAAGGCACCGCGCAGCCCAUCCCCGGUAAAGGUCCGCAGCGGCACCAUCAAAAUGAACCCAUCGAACGCUGCAAUGAAACGAAGAGCAUCGCAAGCACCAGAAUCGCCUUCCAAGGCUGCUCGUCGACAAGCAGCGCCAACAGCUCCUAGCUCACCCAGCCCGAGCAAACUCGAACGUCACCACCAAGGCCUAGCAACAAAGAAAGGUGACUCGAAGCAGGCAAAGGUGAAGCGCGAGGCCAUCCCCGGCACGUUUGGAAGCGACCCAGCCACCAGCGACCACGAGAUGUCGGAAGCCGAGCCAGACAGGCACGAAGAACAGGAACCCAAGCAAGAACCCAUGGAUGAGGACGCACUGCCCAAGCGAGCGGCUGACCUUGGUGCAGCACCGCUCAGUGCGCUAGCACGCUCAACAGCCAAAAAGCGCGAAGCGGACGAGCUGGACCACACAGACUCGGAGGCGAGCUGGGAGCCAAGCGAUGGCGAAGAGCACAUCGAUUCGCACCCUCCCAGCUCGAAGCGAUCGCGCAAGACCAACAAAGAGCUCGACCCGAGUUCGUCGCUCGACUUUGAGAUGGCGCUGCCGGAGGAAGCCAUGGCGGAUUUCAACCCCGCUGCCUCAUCGACAGCGUCUGCAGCUGAACCUGCUUCGUCGCGCAUCAAGAGACGUGUCGACACGUCGGACGACCGGCAGCCCGGCGAGGAGUGGAUCGACUUUGAAGGGCUGCGGUGGCGCAUUCAUCCGGAGACGCACGAGCUGGAGCGUUGGAGCGACGUGCUCGAGUGGCGCUCCAAGUACCGCAUGCCGCGCGACUCGCUGCAUCCGAUGGCGCGCGAAGAGCAUCAAGUGGUGGUGCACAAGUGGCUCACCAAGCACGCGUGGGAAGAGGCCAAGGCGAACAAGCUGCUGGCAUUCCAGGAGGCCGAGCGUCUGGCAGACAAGGAGAAGCAGGACAAGAUCGACGCCGAAAAGAUGCAGCGCAAACAGGAGCUGCUUGCCAAGAUUCGGCAGACGGCCUCGCCCAACAAGCGCAUUCAGUCGUAUCUGAUAGAGCAGCACAAGAAGAGCCUGCAGCAUAGGGUGUCACAGAGCGACAUUAGUGCCGACAUUUCGAUGGCGUCGAAUACGACGCUCGAGCCCGAUGAGGGUACUGUCAGUAUGUCGAUCGAUUCCAUGUCGGUCCUGGACGGCUCGACGCCGGGAAAGCCUAGGUCGAGACGCAUCUCGCUGCGCGCCAAUACGCCCGGCAGAGGAGAGACGGCGCGUGCGGGGGGCGAACAACGCUCGGCCAACUCGUCCACCACUGCCAGUCCGACGCGACGUAACAGUCCGCUCGCAACACCGUACCGUGCGAUUCAGUACCCCAAGCAGAGAAAGGCCAAAGACGCAUCGCCGCUCGUAAAGUCGUUCCCACCACCUUCACCGUAG
Moesziomyces aphidis is the source of this 1821-nucleotide messenger RNA. The record is from the annotation of a GenBank genome assembly. Lineage: Eukaryota; Fungi; Basidiomycota; Ustilaginomycetes; Ustilaginales; Ustilaginaceae.